This is a messenger RNA of Syngnathoides biaculeatus (alligator pipefish), 1911 nucleotides long. It is a transcript of the gene dctn2, whose product is annotated as dynactin 2 (p50). The coding region runs from base 200 to 1414 and encodes 404 amino acids. The record is from RefSeq and is a predicted model, not a curated record. Gene Ontology annotation, biological process: mitotic spindle organization. The transcript has 14 exons. NCBI's taxonomy places the organism in Eukaryota, Metazoa, Chordata, Actinopteri, Syngnathiformes, Syngnathidae. Gene Ontology annotation, cellular component: dynactin complex; cytoplasm; centrosome.
UGUUGGCGCAGCAACAACAGCACCGCCUUUGCGCCCUGGCGUGCAAUAAACCGAACGCACAAGCUGUCAGCUCACGGCACCGGACACAUCAGCGUCCGCUUGUCGCCUUUUCUCACAUUUCGGCUCAGUUAAUCUUAAAAAUAACAUUUUGUCUCCGUCGUCCGUCUUGUGUCACUGUCGCGUUUCUCUCUCACGUACAAUGGCUGACCCCAAAUACGCCAAUUUACCAGGAAUUGCUUUUAACGAGCCAGAUGUCUACGAGACGGGUGACCUGCCGGAAGAUGACCAGGCUCAGUUUGAAUCGGAGGAGCUGUGCAGCGACAGCGUGGAGAGAAUUGUGGUCAACCCAAACGCCGCCUACGACAAGUUCAAGGACAAGCACGUCAACACCAAAGGACUGGACUUCUCCGACAGAAUUAGUAAAAGCAGAAGAGUGGGCUACGAGUCUGGAGAAUUUGAAAUUCUCGGAGAGGGCUGCGGUGUCAAGGAGACACCCCAGCAGAAAUAUCAACGGCUGGUGAACGAGAUCCAGGAGCUCUGUCAGGAGGUGGACACCAUCCAGGCCAUCACAAAGGAAAGCAACGCGGAGGAGCGGCUGACCCCGGUCGUCCUCGCGCAGCAGGCGGCCCAGCUCAAGCAGCAUCUGGUUUCGGCUCACCUUGACUCGCUGCUGGGACCGCAGGCGCACAUCAACCUGGCGGAUCCGGACGGAGCGCUGGCCAGGCGGCUGCUCACGCAGCUCGAGGCGGCCAAGGGCAGUCGCAGCUGCUCCGCGGGAGACGGCAAGGCGCCGGCGUCGGCCAAGGCCCCGGACGGAGUGGUCCUGUACGAGCUGCACAGCAGACCCGAGCAGGAGAAGUUCAAGGAGUCUGCCAAGAUGGCAGAAUUGGAGAAGCGUCUGGCCGACCUGGAGAUGGCUGUCGGCUCGGCAUCAGACAAGCAGGGUCCUCUGAGCGCCGGCAUGCAAGGAGUCAGUCUGACGGAUACAUUGGAACUCCUCCAGGCCAGGGUCAGCGCGCUGGACUCGGCUACUUUGGACCAGGUGGAGGCCAGGCUGCAGAGCGUGCUCGGGAAGAUGAACGAGAUCGCCAAACACAAAACGGCCAUCGAGGACGCCGACGCACAAAACAAGCUGUCGCAGCUGUACGACACGGUGCAGAAGUGGGAGGCCGUGUCCACCUCGGUGCCUCAGGUGGUCCAGAGGCUGGUCACGGUCAAGGAGCUGCACGAGCAAGCGAUGCAGUUUGGUCAACUGCUCACACAUCUGGACACCACUCAGCAGAUGAUCAACAACUCUCUGAAGGACAACAACACCCUGCUGACACAGGUCCAGAUGACGAUGAAGGAAAACCUGGCGGCCAUCGAGGAGAACUUCGCCACGCUCGACCAGCGGAUGAAAAAGGUGUCCAAGUAAAGCUGGCCACAAAAAAAAGAGAGAAAAGAAAAGAAAACAUCCUUUGGGUGUCAACAUGGACAAACGAGAGUCCAACUGACUCUUCUGCCCCCCCCCCCCUUGCUCUCUUCCUCCACCUAUGCCUUCUUCACCUUCUUCUUGGAAUGUCGGGAAAGAUUUGAUCAGGCUAAAUUGAAGUCAAUGCUGGGAUUUUAUGAUGAUUUAGUUGAACUGACGAUUCAAGAUGGAGGCCGGAUUUCCACUGAACUAUACACUCAUCUGUUAAAUGGCUCACGGAAAUGUUCAGAGAUCAGGAAGAAAAAAAAUAAAUAAAUGCGGCGUUCCAGUAGGAAAAAUGUGUAAAUAUGACCUUUGUUUGCUUGAGCUCAGUCGCUUUAUUUGUAUUUAUGACUGGGACACACCACACACACACACACACACGUUUAAUCCGCUUUGCCAUUGCCUACAGUUCAAAUGUAUGAUGGUCACGGAAUAUGAUCAAUAAAAGAGAUUGACUC